AAUAUCAAAACACUAGUUUGCUCCCUAUUGCAGAAUGCCAUGGUAUUUCAGAUCUACGCAAUGCUAUCGCGAACAUUUGACAGACAGAUCUUAGCAAGCGAUCCACCCUCAUACAAAGGAGUGGCUUUGGGUGGCAUUGCAGCAGGAGCAAUUCAGAGCCUAAUUAUCAGCCCUGUAGAACUGGUGAAAAUCCAACUACAAUUGCAAAGCAAGACCAAUCAAGUAACUAGACUCAAGGGUCCAAGAGAUGUCACAAGAAGAAUUGUCAGACAGGCAGGUUUGAGAGGAAUCUACCGAGGAUUAACUGUUACUGUCCUCAGAGAUGCACACUCUCACGGUCUAUAUUUCUGGGUAUAUGAGUAUACUAAGGAGCAACUUCAUCCUGGCUGUCGCAAGAAUGGCCACGAGAGCUUCCAAACAAUGCUCGUAGCAGGUGGUCUUGCAGGGUCUGUUAGCUGGAUAAGCUGCUACCCCUUAGAUGUUGUUAAGACCAGACUCCAAGCUCAAUCACAGUCUAAAACUGCAAAAUACCAUGGUAUUGUUGAUUGCUUCAGGCAAAGUGUAAGAACAGAGGGAUAUGGUGUGCUUUGGCGAGGCGUGGGAACUACAGUUGGCAGAGCAUUCAUAGUGAAUGGGGCUAUAUUCACUGCCUAUGAAACUGCACUGAGGUUCCUUUGCAAGCCACAAUGACAAUGAUCAUACAAAUGUCCAAUCUGAAAAUGCAAUUAUAAAACAGGACUAAAGAACUUCUUUAAUAUGCAUCAUGUUGUUGAAAGAGAAAACAUCCUGAGUAGGGCUCUGAAAUACUGAUCAUUCGUUCAUUAUGAUAGCAAUUAUUUAGCCAAUACAUCCAGAUGCAAGAAUUGACCGGAUUCGAUUUGAUCAU
Messenger RNA from Solanum tuberosum (potato), 886 nucleotides. Its product is annotated as mitochondrial arginine transporter BAC2-like. Gene Ontology annotation, biological process: transmembrane transport. The record is from RefSeq and is a predicted model, not a curated record. Lineage: Eukaryota; Viridiplantae; Streptophyta; Magnoliopsida; Solanales; Solanaceae. The transcript has a single exon. Bases 40 to 690 code for a protein of 216 amino acids. Gene Ontology annotation, molecular function: transmembrane transporter activity.